AUGGCUGACAAUGAAGUGACUGAAGAUGAGGCGACUGAAAGAAGCACUAGUGUUACAAUUCUUGUUGAGAAUGAAAGCCCCUUUUCUAGCGAUGUGUUGGAAGAGAAAUCUUGCUCCUCUUCUAUCCCUUGUUCCGGACAAAGUUCUCUGUUUAACUUGAGAACUGGAGAGAAGUUUCGAACCUUGAAGCGGCGAUCAUCGGUGGAAAACUUUGGGCAAUUUGGGUUUUUGGUCCCUGCAUUAGCCCUUUUUCCACAAGCUGAUGGGGUGAGUUUUGUUUAAUUUGAGUCCUAAGUCUUUGGUUACUAGUAAGUUGCCGAAUUCCAAAACAGGUGACUAGACAGAUGUGAGUGUCAAAAAGUGAUCAUUCAAUUUAACCUCGGGUGACAAUUAUUUUGUGAUUACAUUUGUAUUUCUUUUGCGUCAAACAUAUGAGGUCAUAUACAAGAUAUUAUGGUUCGGUUGUCACUUGCAUCUUAAAAAUUACCAUCUUGUUUUCAACCUCGAGUUGACGUCCUGAAAAGCAGUUUUUAAAAUAUUAAUAGUGCAGCAUGCAUUCCUUAUCAACGGUUGCUAAGGAAAGUUGUGCAAAUUUUAUUAGAAGAAAGGUCUGAGUUUGGUGGGUUUUCCUUGUGAUUUAUGGCAGUACAGUAUUUUAUCGAUCAAAUGCCACCCUUGAAUAAGCACUGGCAUAAAUUAAAUGUUGCAUAUGGAAGCAAGAAUUACCGAUAAACACCUGCCUCAUUUAUAUUCAACACCCACUCGGAAAAAUACCGUUUUUAUUCAGGAUCAUAAGAAAAAACUUGAUACGACUUUGUAAUGUACAUCAUCCAGACAAUUAUGAUUCUCUCUCAGCAAGAGAAGCAAGACAUUGGAAGUUGUUUCCGAAUAAAGUGAUGCUAAAGAUUAUAUGCUAAUUUAUGAUGAACCUCUACCAAGUCGGCCAACCUCCAUCAAGCGGCUACCUGCCAGUACCCUGAGGGUGGCCGCUUAAUGGAGGUACAACUGUAUAAGAAGUGAAAUGGUCAGUGUAAUGAGACAUUUUUGUAUAUACUUAGACUGAUGCACUCACAAAGCAGUUUGGAGAUUUACAAGGUUCACACAGAGAAUUAAAGUUAGCAGCCGCUCACAUUGAUGAUGCGUUAAAAGGAAGGUAAAGAUUAAAGCUGCAUGGUUUGUCAAGUGCCAGAUGGUUUAUAAACCAGCCAUCAGUAUAGUCUAAAAACUUUAAUUUCUGUUUUAUCUUAGAGGAAGUUAUGGAAAAGCUCGCUCAUAUUUUAAGCCUCGGUUAGCCAAAAGGUAUGAUUCUGUGCAUGGAAAAUUAUUUGUUUGUUGUUAGUUUUCAGUUUUGUCUGUCUAAAAUUUGCUCUGUUCUCUAGGUGUUUUGAUAUUCUGGACAACCCUUGGUUCCGUCGAGCUGUCAUCUGCAAUUCUCUGAUACAUUCCUUCCUCAUUUUCUUUGAGCCUCCAACUAUAAAUGUGUUAAGGUAGGAAGAAGUGUUUGUGUCGCAGGUAAAAUCUAUUCUUGGGUUAAUCCAGAAUUUCUUUCGUCUCCUGUGAAUAAUAUUAUAUAGGGCUAUGUCCCCAAGUUAGAGUUGCGUCAACCACAGGGAUCCCACCUGGGAAGGGACUUACCUAAACCUAUUCUUUGCUCCUCUCUCCUGCAUGGGAUUUCAGCUUAUAGAUAUGUUCACAUUACAUCUAAUAAUCCCUUGAAUUUUUUUAGGUCAAUUUGAAUUUAAUUGUGGUACAUGGUGUGUCGCAGCAAGUACUUUACAAACAGUUCGUACAUUAAUGUGCAGGUUAUACAUCAUUGUCUUGAUGUGUAAAUGUUGUUCAUGUUAAAUAUGUACAUGUUGUAUGUUUAUGAGUCUAUAUCUGGUUCAAUGGGAAAAAUAACCUUGUCUCUCUACAGUAUCUACAGAUAAUUAAGUAUUGGUAAGUUAAUGUUGGUGUGUUUAUCAAAAACAUUUUCACCAUCAUCAGUAGUUAAUGUUAUGGACUAUUUUUUUGUUGGUUUCGUGUUUAGAUGAUAUUAGAUGUUGAAAAUUUGGAUUCUUUAGCCAAAUCUGCUUGUUUCUUGUAGUGUUCAUCCCAUGGUGUUUGCCCUUAAUCUUUUCUGCAUUUUGCUGUUCAUCUUUGAUGUUGUGGUGCACAUUAUAUUUCUAACGUGGCCUGUAUUUUGGUCCAGAAGAGCUGAAGGAGGACUGUGGAAUGGGUAAUUUUGACUUUUGACUCAAUUUGGGAAAUAUUAAAGUAGCUUACCCCUUCCACCUUUCUGAAAUUAGCUCUCCCAGAUUUCUAUUGAAAGAAGCACCACGGCUUUGGUAGUUGCCUGGGGGGGGGGGGGGGCGACUCCCUAUUAUGAGGUUUGGGGGGGGGGGCCCGGGGGGUGGUGCAUCGUUUUUGGUUGGUGAGUUGGUGUUGGGGGGGGGGGGGGGGGGUGUACUUCCUUAUAAGAGGCUUAUGGGGAUGUGCCGCUGGAUGGGGUUACAUUUUCAUGACUGGAUUGACUAUAAUGGGGUUACAUUUCCAUUAGAGUUACUAGAAUGGGGUCACACAUUUUCAGAUUUUUUGGGGUAAGACAGUUCUUCAUAUUUUGGCUCUGCUGUUGUAUUCACCCUGCAUGAUGUCAUUAGUGACUGCACGUACAGACAGUGAAAACCCCAAUGUGACGAGGUGUUGGGGGACUAGUAAAUUGUGUUUGUUAUAACGGCAAGCCAAGGGUAUGUUACUUAGGGUCCCACCUUAUACAUUUCACUGAAAGUGAUCUAAAGAGAAUCAUUUGUUUUUCUUGGGUUGUGUUUUAGAUCCUUUUAACUUGCAGAGUGAAUGGUGGCAACUUGUAAGAUGAUCCUACCUUUUGAGUCUGUGGAUGAAACCUUUUGGAGUAAUCAUUUACUAUGUAUAAUUUUCAAUGAAAAUAUGACAAGAAAAGAAGAUUUGAUGAUGUUAUUGUUCCUGUUAAUAUUUCAGGGUGGAAUUUGUUCUUGUCUGUUGUUUCACUGUGGACUUUAUAUUAUUACUGGCAUCUAGAUUUUCUGAAGUGGUAGGUAAAAUACUUAUUAUAAAUAUAGUGAGCAUUCUACUUACAUGGCACUGCUUAAUUUGUCAGCCUUCAAUUUUGGCUAGAGUAGUUUUCAAUGUUAAUUUUGUUUCAUUUCCUUUUUUUCUCUCCCCAGUAUAUACCACAGAUUUUUAGAUCCCUCAGAUUAGCUCUUAUUUUGUGCAAAGUCAAGAAUAUCCGUCAUAUCUUUAAUGUAAGUGCAGUUAAGUAAAUUUUGCAUCGUCAGGACUAGUGAACUAUUGUAUUUGUCUUCAAGAUUUCCUUGCCGAAUAAUUUUAUCUCAAGACAUCAGUAGUAUUAACUUGAAUGAAAUGUAUGCACUCUUGUUUUGCAGGUAUUACUUACAAUAGGAUUUAAACUUUCAAAGGUACCCGGUUUUUUAGUAGUUAAAUUAAAGUUACAUCUAUCCUUUUAACCUUCUCAAUACCUCUCCCAAUAUUGACCCCACCCCAUCCCCCUAUAAAAAUCUCCCAUACAUCUUUGGAAUGUCAAUUUACUGCUCUUGACCCUGUAGCGUAAAACGUUUUGUAAUAUUCUGCUUUGUUUUUUCCUUCUCUAGUUAUUUUUUAUAAUUCUAGUAUUUGUUCUAUUAUUUGCCUCUGUUGGAGUCCAUGUUCUUAUGGAUGCGUAUGACUGUAAUGGACCAUUAGGAAAUUCAUCUUCCACAACAUUUCACCAUGGGUAAGACCUAGCAUUGCAAAAUGCAAAAGCCGUUAGGCGUCACAAGGAUUUCUGAUUUUCAAGAUCUAUCGUCUCAGUAGUUAAAACUGCAACACAGUAGGGGUCUUCAUAACUACCUCCGAGAGGAAGUCAGGGAUGGAUGGAUCCAUGCAGAUGCUCAUACUUGAAAAAGCUAGCUUGAUGAUAGAAAACGAGAUUGACUAGUCACUAAGUUUUGGUUCAGUGUGGCGAUUUCCAAGGGUUGCUGGAUUGAGGCAGAGCUUCCUUUUCUUCAAACCAAAGGAGGCUCGCAGGUUGUUUGUGUUUUCAAAGGCCAAUAAAAGUAGAUUUUUUUAUAGCGUAGUUGCACUGGGCAGAUUCAGAUGUCUUAGUUCCCCUUUGGAAACAUUGACACCCAACUUUUUAAAGUUGUCUGUGUCUUUUUUUACUUCCCUUAUCUCUAUUAUUUUAUUAUAGUCAAAGUGUUCCUUGUUUUGUGGAAGAUGAAGAAAAGGUUUACAAAGGGUAGGAGUAUUUAAAGAGUUUUCUUUAUCUGUGGUCUCUUUUUGUCAUAUUGAUUUGAAAGUUUCUCUAACAGUCGUGAUGACAUAUUUUAUUCUUUUAUUCUAGGGCAUUCAACCAUGUUGCCUUUGCAAUGUUAAGACUUUUUGUCCUCUUGUCGACUGAAAAUUUCCCGGUUAGUACACUGCGUAACAAGUAUUAUCACUUUUAUUUUACUGAAUUAGCUGCCAGGAAAUCAUAGACUUCUCCUUCAAAUUGAAGCUUCUGCUUUUUGUUCACUGGUGAUAUUUUUAGGUACUGUUCUCGGAGCAAAAAAGUUUAAACAAAUUCAACUAAGCUAUGUAAUCGAAUGUCAUUCAUUUUACGUCGCUCUUGAAGUUUGAGAGAUUCGAACGAAAUAUUCAAAUUUCUCUAAUUUUCCUGAGUUUGAGUUUCAGUUGAAUUAGUUGUUUCUCUUGGGUUUUUGCCAGAGCAGAAUAACAAUCUUUUCGCUAAUAUUCUUUACAUUUUCUUAAAGAAGGGUGUUAGAACAAUAAAUUUUUCUAUAAAGAAAGAAAGACAACCUUUCAAGUGACCAGAUAAAUUUUGGCAAUUUCCUCUCUUGCUGUAAUUUCCAUCUUUUUCAUCUUCCUUUUCCUGAUUUUCCUCAUCUUCACAGGAGGUGUUGCUUCCAGCUCUUAGGGUACAUCCGGGAUAUUUUGUUUAUUUUGGUGAGUACAUAAAAUGCAACUCCUUCAAGUGUUCCAGCCCUUACGUACCCUUAUGGGGCUGUCCCGAACUUGAGGCUGUUUUCUGGGCUAUCCAUACUAAGCCAAUCCGGUAUUGGCUGAAAGUGUGUUUAAUUUCUCUUCAGGAUUGUACGUAUUUGUUGGAGUGUUCUUCUUAACGGCGAUUCUACUGGCCAUUGUGGUGGACAGCUAUUGGUAAGUGUUGCCGUUAUUACAACCAACACCACAAUCUUUGCGUUUAUCAUCGUAACUGUUUAAGAUCAUCAUCAUCAUCAUCAUCAUUAUCAUCAUCAUCACCACCACCACCACUACCAUCAUCAUCAUUAACACCACCACCACCACCAUCAUCAUCAUCAUCAUCAUCAUAAUCACCACCACCACCACCACCACCACCAUCACCAUCAUCAUCAUCAUCAUCAUCAUCGCUGCCAUCGUCAUCUUCAUUAACACCACCACCACCACCACCACCAUCACUAUCAUCAUCAUUAUCAUUACUAUUUCUACCACCACUGUUAUCAUCAUCACCACCAUCAUCCUCAUCAUCAUCAUUAUUAUCGUCAUGGUCAUCUUCAUCACCACCUACAUUAUCAUUUUCAUCGUUAUCAUGGAUCAAUUUAGGUUUCCGGAAGCUGCCCACCUACCCCUCCCCCAACCCAACAUCUUGCCCUAAGUGAGAAGUAAGUGUUAAUGUUGACUUAGGGAAGGGGUAGGUGGGCAGUUUCCCGGAAACCUAAAUUGAUCUGUUAUCAUCAUGCUUUGUGGUCAUGAUCAUCCUGUUUUGUGGUUUGAAAUAAGAGAUACUCUCUUUUGGUUUGAAAACAGGAUGAGAUAAACGAUUGAAAAACCAAAGGUGCAUCAGCAUCGGGAACAGAUGUAGGAAAAUUCUUUUUAACCACCUUGAAAUCUGUUUCUAUUGCCUUUCUGUCUGGUGAAAACCAAACAAAUUGCCUUAAACAUCAACACAGAUGGAUGCUCGAUCGUUAAGCACACUAAAUUGUUUUUCUCUGUUUCUGUAUCUUGACUUCAGGGUUUUUUCUAAGAAGCAUGUUAAGAAAGAACGAUCCAGGGAACGAGCUGAACUGGCAAAAGCUUGGAAUCUUUUAGAUCCGUUAGGAAAGGGUGAGUUUCAUAUUCUUCAUUGAAAUGCACCUCUGGAAGAUCCUGGAGUGUUAUUGUUUUGCGAUAAAAUGGCAGCAACACACCUCAUUCACACUUUAACAGAGAGGGUGGAAAACGGUCGACUCGCCUAUGUUUUUGGUAGUUUGGUACACUGCGGGGCAAAAACUGAACUGAAAUACUUGAAGCUAAUUGUUUGUGCAUGUUUUAAAAACAAGGAGGGCACAACUAAUUAGCUUUUCUAACAAGACGUUCAAAAUUAAGUAGGUGAUAAAAUGGUUUAAAAUAAAAAACGUUAGAGAGUACUGCUUUUAACUUAAUUUAUCUUUGCCAGGAGCCUUAAGUAUUGAUGACGAGAAAUUCAUUAAGCUUUUUCAACUUUUAAAACCAAAGGUAAGAUUCCUGUUAAGUCAUAACUAGUAACUGCUUCAUCACAAUAGUAAAUUAAACUGAGCAAGCGUCUUUGGGAAGGAAAUACCAGUUAAUUACGAGAGUCUGCUUAAGGGAUUAACCAUCUUGUCCGCAUGGUCUUUUUGUUGCAUAUGCAUCUCGUCUGCAUCGUAUCUGAGUUAUGUUUUAGUACUAUCUCUAUGCUUUUUGCUUCGUAUCUGUGUAUCUGUGUAUCUGUAUAGUUUUUAGUCAUACCUGCGUCGUAUCUGUAACGUAUCUGAAUCGUGUCUUCAUCGUAUCUGAGUCGUGUCUACAUCGUAUCUGAGUCAUAAGCGCGUCGUAUCAGCAUCGUACCUGGAGCCAUUUCUGCAUCGCAUCUGAGUCGUAUCUGCAUAGUACCUAAGUCCUGUCUGCAUCACAUCACAGUCAUAUUUCUAACCUUUAUGUAUCGUAUCUGGAACAUAUCUGUAUCGUACAUAAGUCGUACACGCUUCGUAUCAUAGUGACAUCUCUAUCCUAUCUGGAACUAAUCUGUGUCUUGUCUGCGUUGCAUCUGAAUCGUAUCUCUUUCUUAUCUCCUUUAUUAAUCUUUGUCGUAUCUGCAUCGUGAAUGAGACUUCCCUGCAUCGUAUCUGUAUCGUUUCGGAGCCAUAUCUGUAACGGAUCUGAGUCGUGUCUGUAGCGUAUCUUGGUCAUAUCCUCGUCGUAUAUGCAUUGCACUUGUGUGAUUCGUGCAUCGCAUAUGAAUCAUUGUACGUUUGUCUUAUUUGUAUCGAAUGCAGAACACAUCUGUAUGUUAUCUGCAUUCUUGUGAGUCAUUCCCGCGUCGUAUCACACUUAUUUCUCUGUCCUGUUUGCAUCAUAUCUACAUUACAUCUGAUUCAUAACUGAGUCGUUUCUGAGUGAUAUCAACAUCGUAUCUGAGUCAUGCAUGCAACAUAUCCACGGGAAACCUGCAAAUCAUCUGCAUGGUACGUGAGACAAAUCUGUAACGUAUCUGAAUUAUACCUGCGACGCAAGUGCUUAAUUAGUACACGACUCAUAUCUGCCUCAUAUCGUCGUAUAUCUGUAUCGUUUCUGUGGCUGACUAGUCCCCAGUCGUUUCUCAGUCUCUUAUUAAUAUGAACAGAUCUUAACGCGAGAAGCGCUGUAAAGGGGAGCGCAAGGGUUGGUGGGAAGGAGGAAAAGGGGGAGAUUCUCCCUAUCGUUUUCUUUCUUCCCAUCAUCCCUCGCGCUCCUCUUGGUCACGCUUCUCGCGUUCUAUUGCUCGCGUGCAAUUAGAGACCACUAAGGACUAGUCAGUUUCUAUCAUACUGUAUCAUAGUCGUCUUUACGUCGUUUCUUUAUGUUGUACCAGACUGCUUGUUACUGGCAUUAUAUCGACAUCGUAUCCAUAACGUAUCCACGUUUGUUUAUCCUCUUUGCUACUUAGGUGCUAUCCUCCUUCCAUUUUUUUUCCUCAGAAUUCAGAACCAGAAAACUUUAUGCUAAUUGAAAUGCUGGAUGCUAAUGAGGAUGGAGAGGUCGAUUCAUUUGAGUGGACCACUAUGCUGAGUCAGGUAACGUUUUUAUACACUCAAGGGUACCCUGGAAGGGUAUGCCCAUCUUUUGUCUAAUACGACACUUGUAUCGGAUCUUGCUCAGUGGCUUAACUGCUUAACAGGAAAAUCAGCCCUUAGUACGUUCAUGAUUAUAAACAUUUCAUUGGUUUUAGAUUUCUAAGGUUUCAUUUUUUAAUGUUAAAUUUUACUUGGCAGGUUUUAAGCCUCGAAUUUGAAGAUGAUGAAGAUCUAUUACUACUUGAUGAAACCGUGAGUCAGCGUUCUGUAUUGCGCGGGGUGUGCAAUGUGACGUGUUCUUCCACUUUCCUGAUCCUGUGGGGGGAUUUAAGUCUUAUAAACUUCUAUGCGUGUGUCUAUUGUCGCAAAGGGGUGUUAAGAUUGCUUUAUGCUUGUGCGUUGUGACUGGUUGACAUAACGCGCGUCAUCUUCUGAACCAGUCAAGAGUGAUUACAAAAACUGGAGAACUAAAGUUAAAAAAAAAACUAGAGAAUUUCGUGCGCGCCUGUUUCCUUACCUAACCCAGGUACUUUAAAGUAUCAACGAAUUUAGACUUGAAACUGCUGUGGAAGAAUUAAUUCUACACAGUAUUUCAGUCAAAUCCUGCCUAUCAAAUUAUCGGGAUGCAGUAUGAAUUCUGCUUAUUAAUAUAACGCACGUGAUCAUUUUGCAGCUUGGUCUUUCAAAACGGAUGAUCAGGAUCAGAGAGGCUGCCAAGUUUCUUACCGAGGUACACUGUUUCCCUUAUUUAUUUGUUGUAUAACUAUCCAUAUUUUUCAGCAAAGUGCUCGAAUUAUUUUGGUGUCUUGAUGAAGUAAUGAUUUAUGGUCGUUUAUAUGAAAGCUAAGGGAGUAUCUUUCCCGUUAUGAUGCUGUAGAAGGUGCCUCCUACUAUUAAUACUGUGGUGUGACUAUUGAAAUAAAAGCCACUGAGCUUGCUCUGCGUUACCAGUCCAGUUUUAACGUCAAAGUGUGACCAUCAAGGAAGGUUUUAGGAGUUACUGUAUUGCAGUAUUUAUUGCUCGUUUCUCUUGUUUUCAGACUGAAGUCUUCUCACAUUUCAUCCUGCUUCUUAUUAUUUUACACUGGUAAGAAACAUAUGUAAAACCCGCGUAUGUAUUUACUCUGGCCAACAGAGCGGAUAAAGGUUGGCUCGUUUCACCGCCCAACCUUUAUCCGCCCUGCUGGCCAAUCACAACAGGCGCUGCCAGUAAGAACCAAUCAGAACUGAAAGCUGAUACGUGCAUCCGUUGGCAAGCGCGGGAAAACGGCCGCGUAACUAUUUGUUGGGCCCAUUAUCCGUACACUGGUCUGCAACUGCCUAAUGGCCAUAAAAGUCUGGUGAAUGGCUGCGAGUUUUUAGUUUGGUUCGAAAGAAUUGUAGUAUAAAUAAAGUGUGGGUCAGGCGGUUUGCACUGAAGUUGACUUUAAAAAUCUAAGACACUGUCAGGUUUCUUUGCAGGGAACCGGAGGUUAAAAUAAGCUAGGCGUGUUGCUUAGUGUAUCAAUUCUGUUAUUCUGAGUAAUGUCAGUUUUACUUAUGAGUUGCUUUUGGCUUUAUAGUCUUGGGUUGCCCGUAAUUUCUCUAGGUAAUUUUUCGUUUUUUAUUCAUGAUUGUUCACAGUAUUCUCUUUGCCUUCAAAUGGAAAGGUGAAAGUCUUGAGGUCGAGUUAAUUGUCCAAGGUAGGUCAGCAUAUUAUUUACUGUCCUUCCCUUUUUCAGCUGUCAGGGUCGGCCAAGGGAACAAAUAGUCUCUUACUGUCUUACACUACGUUAAUUGUGUGAUCACAUAACACUCCUUCCUACUGAAGAGCACUUCGUGACAACACAGAAAACGCUAUGCUAGAGAGGGGCAAAAAAAAUGUCCUACAGUUUGGCGUUGUACGGGGUGGCGUCCAUUACCAUCAGCAACGUGUCAGUGUCACGGCGCCAUAGACUUCUAGAUUGUUUUUCUUGCGAAAUAGGCCAUUUGCAGCUAGCCAUUCACAUGGUACAAAACCGCCAUGCUGGAGAGCAAAAGUCACACUGGGACAAGACAAACAAAAGGCAUACAUAAUUUUAACUGGUAAUUUCCUUUGUUUGUCUUGUCCCAGUACGACUUUUUCUCUCCAGCACGGCAAUUUUGUACCACGUGAAUGGUUACCUGCAAAGGGCCUAUUCAGGCUGCGUGAACACACCUCUGCACCAUCCGAUAAGACAGUUGAUAUUCUAGCCUGCGAACAAGCUCUCCAUUUAAAGGAUGUCGUGAAAAGUCACGCGCGAGGAUAACGCGAAAGAGACGAGAGAGCGAGAGGCCGCUAGCCAAUCAGAGAGCUUGCUCGCAAGGUAUUAAACUUUUUGAAAGAGGUCCUGUUACAUUCUAUUCGUUGGUCUUGACUUGUUUUGAUGGAAAUCCUACUCUGCUAUGACUGGCUGCGAGUUUUUUGGCGGGAAAACUGAAUCUAUAAAUAGCCUAUUGGCUAAAUAUUUCCCACACUGUGACCCAAGGCUUCUAUACGAAAUGGCGGUCGGAGCGAUGGGCUGCUGUUUGUGAUUCUGGUGUUCAGUCCAUACCUCGCUUAUUACCUAUUCCCAUUUUUUCAUUUUUAUUUAUUUAUUUUUUGUUAAUUUCUUGCUGCAGUGACUAGAAGCAUAAUAGUAACAAUAUUCUUGGUACGUAUAUUUCAGUAUGUCAAAGGUAUUUUAAGGUUGGUAAGACAAUGGUUUUAAUGAUGGCUGUUUCUCCAGGCUGGUGGGGAUGAUUAUAAGUGUUGGAUAUCUCGUAGGCGAUAGCUUGCGUCACAGGCGCAAAAUAUGGAAGGGUAGGAGGGGAUAAAAGGGCAACAGGGGAAAAAAGAUAUAAAUCAAUCCCAGGGGGCACCUGUUUGAAAUACGUUAGUUUUGUGGAACACCCUAGGUUAAUGUAGGGUCAUAUAAACAUAAAAACAGGUAUCACUUCAAAGGCCCAGUUGUGAAUGCAAAUAUGACUUCAAGAUUCGGGCCUGAGUUUCUUGCAAUUAAGUCUUAUUUUAAAAGGGUUUGAAAAUUUUCACGUUCCCUGUCUGGAGACGGGUUAAGGCUGAACGUCUGCACAAAGAAAUUCCCGGGGGUAUUACGUUGCCAUUACUUGAGGGUGCAAAGACAUAGACAAAUGUUCACUGCUUGAAUACCAUAUAGUUAAUUAAUAUGGCCCUUAAUAUGGUAGUUUUUUAGAAAAGGAUAUGAGCUGUAUUAUUAUUUUUUCAUUUUACAGUUUGAAGGCAUAAUGCGAAUUUUAGCGGUUGGCAAACAAAUUAUAGAACCUCUCGAGAUUAUGGAUCUAUUUUUGGUGAGCAGUUUCUACAUAGAGAAUGAAGAAUCAACUAUUUAUAAAUUAGGAUGAAUUUAUUGCUCAGUAAUGAACAAAAUAUUUGAAACCUGCCCUUUCGGCAGUAUGUUUAUUUUUAUUUCUCUUUAUUUUAGACGGCCCUGGCUUUUUCCUCAAACUUCGUGUGGUACACCAGAUAUCCUGACUUUUUUUGGUUUAGAAAUUACGCAACUACAAUAUCAAGCCUCGCUGUAUUCUGUCGACUACCUUUCAACAACAGACAACUCAAGCAAGCGGUUUCUAUCUUCCUAAGAAUUGCACCCAUUAUGGUGGAUCUUCUGUGCCUUUUAGGAAUUAUUGUGUAAGGUUAUAGACUGUUCACAUUCCCCUAGUUUUUCGCAUGAUCUUCAGGAUCGAGCGCUUACCGUUCCGGGCGGCCAUCUUGGUUUCAUAUGAAACUCGUCCAAGAUGGCCGCCCAUAACGUAAAGCGCUCAAUUUCGACGACCUUACGGAAAAAUAGGGGAGUGUGAACCGUCUAAUAAGAUUAUUUUCUCCCAUUUUUAUAGCUUUAACACUUUUACUUUUAAUUCAUGUCGAGUGUUUGUAAUGUGUCAGUGACUAUGUGAGAGACCUCCUAAUUUAUCCAAGCAAUAGAACAAACUGCCUUGGGUGCGUCUACCGAUCAGUAACUAACUGAUGAGUUCAUCCAUCAUCCUUGUUGUUGUUGUUAUUGUUGUUUCUGUGUAUUUUUUACGCUUGUAAAUCGGUAGAAAUAUCGAGCUAUUGCUCGCUUAAAGUAACUCUAGUUUACCGCUGUUUAAUUCUUAUAAAUUGGUUUUGACCAGUCAGAGCGCAUACAUGAUUUCGGUUAUUUUACAAACCAGCUAUUUUGAAAGCUCGCACCUAAUGAAAGUCCAUCACCAGUAUAUUUCCAUAACAUUUUUUUAAAAUUUUUUAUGGAAACAGGUGAGGUUCGAAGUAGUCAAAGGGUAACUUUCUGUAAAACCCAGGUGCCUGCCCUUGCUUUUUCUUAAGUCUGUUUUUUUACUUGUAUCUAAUGAACUUGCAGGUAUUUGAUAGCCAGUGUAGGAAUGGAGUUAUUUCAUGGCGCGCCCGAGACAAGUGAGGGACACAUGUAUCUUCCGGCUUGUGGCCUGGGAUUUCAAACGUUUUGGUAUGUACUUGAGACCCAUCUUAACUAUAUGAUAACUCUUCAAACUUGGACGACUCAAGUCAACUGUUAAUUAUGAUAAUUAUGCCUCUUAAUUCCUCUCCCAAAAUUGAUUAUGAUAAUUAUGAUAAUUUAUACACGUUGGUUCUGCUCCAGUAAUUAGUUGUUAUGAUAAAUAUGAUCAUAAUUAUGGACAAAUAAUUAUCAUGAUUUAGAACUUUGAAAAAUGAAAAAGCUCUGGAAUAUCAAAGCACAAUGAGGAUUUUUCCAGCCUGUUCAAAAUCCAGGCAAAUUGUAAUAGAUACCGGUCAGAGCAUUGUUCUAUUGAAAGGGAAAGCCAAAGUGUGGUUGUGGUAAUCUUCUGAUUACCUUCAAGUUAAUUCUUUUUAUUCCUCUCCCAGGUGUUCCGUCCUGAUUCUAUUUCAAAUGGUAACCACGAGCAACUGGCACGAAAUCAUGAACUCGGUGAGUCAUGUUCAACGUUUGCAAGUUUGUGUCUGGUACAAAACUAGCCGCCCUCCCAGUCUUGUCUAAAUGGUUUCGUCGACUAGGGGAUCCAUUUGAUAAAUUAGGGAGUUUUAGCAACGACGACGAGCGACGGCGACGAGAACGUCAAAUAAGCAAUACUAUAGGUUUAUUGAGCAAAACAACAAGUUUGCAAGUCAUCAUGCUUUUUUGUACUUUCUUUGCCGUUACUGUUCGACUACGCUGUGGAAAUGCCUGAUUUCUUGUUUUGUGAAGGACGUGAACCCUGUGAAGGCAACGACUUUCUUGUUCUUUUCCUGAACAUCGAUACAAUCUUUUAGUUUUCAACUCCAGAGAAAAUUGCCAAGAUUUGACGAAUUGAACGACAUGUAAUAGGCGCGAAGUUUAAAGCAGGGCGACUUCACUUUUGAAGUGACGUUUCUGUAGCCGUCAACGUCAUUGUGGCUUAAGCUCCCUAUUACUCACGCACGACGCACAGUUUCUUGGAUAACGCUUCAAACGCCAGACGCCACUUUCUUCAGAAUCUAAGUGCUCUGUAUAUGUCUUUUCCAAAUUGAUUUUUAUUUCUUCUAUCUGUUGUAUAAAACACUUCCCUGUUGACUUUCCUUUUCAUUGAUUUGUGUUUUGCUAGGUAAUGGAAGCCACUGGAAAUAACUGGACCAGUCUUUACUUUGUUGCAGCAUAUAUUCUGGUCAAUAUGGUUGUCAUGAAGUGAGCUUGGUCGUUAAUUCGUUGUACACUUAGCCUGCGAAAACAUCCGUUUCUCCUCGCUCUUCGCCGAUGGGGACGUUUCGCGAAACGUCCCCAGCGGCGAAGAGCGAGGAGAAACGGAUGUUUUCGCAGGCUAUUGUACACUGUGUAUUUAACUCAUAGUAAAAUGACGACGGCUACCACGUUUUCCCACCAAAAUGACGCUGAUUCACGUGCACGCACAACUAACAGUUAAGAAAAUCUUGUCCUCGUAGUCCGUCUGUCGUCCUCGUUUUAGAAUCCAAAAGUCUCUAUUGUUUUGUAAAGCGCUAUAGUGCUGUUUGAAGUGAAUUAAGCGAAGUCGGUAUUUUUUACUCAAACGAACGUAUCUCACCCGUGCUAAUUCAUGUUUUAUUUGUUUCAGUUUGUUUGUAGCCAUUGCAAUUGAAGCUUUUAACAAACUCGGGACAUUGGACGAAGAUCCGCAUCAGCUUAGACCCCACAUAGAAAGGCAGUCUUCAGAACAGCGACCUCCCACGGUUGAUGUAUGAACCUUUUUUCUUUCAUUCUCUUCACGAAAAAAGAUUCUUGGGGUGGAGAAUGUUUCUUCUUGUUUUUUUCCUUUCUUGCCUUCUUUCCUGUUUUUCUUCUCUUACUUCUCCCUACCCCUCCCUCCCUCCCUCCCCCGGUUCCUCUUUUUUUCCUCCUCCCAUCUUCUGGUAAUGCUCUAAAGUCAAUCAUUCCAGAUUACAAGUAAUUUACGCACUGAGUAUUUUUAUUUAAUCCAUGCUUCUCUUUGUGAGAGAUAACUGAAUUUUAGAGUGGAAAAUUUAUAUCAGCGCGUUAAUUACCGCCUUUGCGGAUUAAUAACGUAAAAGUAAAAAGUUUGAAAUGUCAUCCUUCAAAGACAAACACAAGGUCACAGAUUUGUUGGUACAGAGUUAAUCUCAUGAGAGUAGCACUGGUGGGACAUAAAAAGAGAUUUUAUUUUUUUUUAAUUUUUUAUAAACGGUGCCGAAAAAACUGAAACCCUUACCUUUGAAAUAUCAUUUUCGUUGGACUGUUGGUUGUAGACACUAUAGCCGUGUGUAGUAGUAACGUUUAUCUUUUAUGUUAUUAUAGGCUUCAGCAAAACACCAUGCUGUUUAUAUGAUUAGCAGUGUAGCAAGCAGUUUAUUUGGAAGCGUAAGGGUGAGUUCAAAAGGACCGUUUGUUGAGCUGGUAACCCUGUUAGCAGAAGUCACAAGAAAAACGUGCAACGGUUAAUAACUUCCGCCUCCAAAAUACAAACUUUUGCUGGUAGUUUAAGUCAACAGAGAGGUGGAGAGGAAAAGUUUGUUUCGUAAAGGCAAGGUGAAAGAGUGGCAAGUUUUUAGGUGUUUCAAGAGGAAAUUCAUUUGCAGACAUUUGUGUCCUUGUUGCAGGUCGACCAAGUUGCAGAAAGAAGGCAAUCCCUGGCAGCUGUAGAAUCUUUAAACGUGAGAAGGGGUACAUUAAAACGUGGCUCCAUUGCGAAGGUAACGCUAGUGUUUUAUUAGCUUAUGACAAGUUAAGUGCUCUUUUCAUGCAGUCAGUAUUGCAUCAUACCUAGAUGUUUGCAUUAUUUUUUGUUCAUUCAGAAUAGAAGACCUUCAAUUCCAGAGGAGAAGGCCGAGGAAAAUGGCAAGAAAGAGGUAAUUUUGAUGAAUUACAGAGUCCGGUGUUCGUUAUGUUUGUUAUAACGAUGAUAGUGUAGAUGCAGUUUUUUUUUAUGACGGUGUUGAUGAUGAUUAUUGUGACUUUGCUGAUUGUUAUGAUGAUGAUGAUGGUGGUGAUAAUGAUAGUAAUCACAAUGGUGGUGGUAAUGAUGUUAAUGAUGGUGACAGUGCUAGUAUUGGUGGUGGUGGUGAUGAUGAUGAUGGUGGUGAUAAUGAUAGUAAUGACGAUGGUGGUGGUAAUGAUGUUAAUGAUGGUGACAGUGCUAGUAUUGGUGGCGAUGAUGAUGAUGAUGUAAAUAAGGACGAUAGUGACACUGGUCGUGAUAAAUAAUUAUAUGGAUGAUAAUUGUGUCGUUGAUGAUACCUCAUAUUGUUUACAAACCCUUUAAUUCAAUACAGGAUGAAGUUUUUGAAUUUGAAAAGGAUGAAGUUGGUGAAGGCAAGGGCGACAAGGUACAAAGUCUUUUUAUAUUUGAGUGUUCGUUAAAAAGUUUUUGUGUUGUAUUAGUGACGUUUUUUCUGUUUUAGCGUGAACGUGUUCUAAAGAAACGAAUGAAGGAGAAAAAACAAGCGAGGAAGAGUAUGGCAAAUGCCGAACAAAAAGUGCGCGUGGUCACUACGUUUAGAGGACUAAGAGAUAAUGAUUUGGAUUUACAAGUGGGUGAUGAAGUCACUGUGUUUUUGAAGGUAAGCAGAACUUUAAUUUAUGACUACGAUAUAAUUGUGGUAAGAUUAGGAUAUAUAUAGCUGAGGUGUGACUGUGGUUCAUUGCCUCGGUAUGUCUGUGGUACAUAGCUUUGGUAUAACUGUGCUACAUACUACACCUGUGGUAUGACUAUAGUAACAUAACUGUGGCAUGAUGUGGUGUGAAAUGUUUUCAAAUGUUCGAUUUACUUAUUAACACUUGCACGCCACUCAAAUAAUCACAACUAUCACAUUUGUCUGAAUAUUAUUCAAAUUUUUAUCGUAGAAAGAUGAUUGGUGGCAAGGCCGUUGCAAAAACAAAGUCGGUUGGUUCCCUGGUAAGGAUGUAUAGAGUGUUUUCACUCACGUGGCCGGCAUCUAUGCAAAUUUAUUGGAACAAAAGAAAGCGUUUGCAUAAGAAAAGAGUUCAACUCCCACAGGAUUAGUUUGGGACACCAACAUGGCCGCUAUUUCAUUGUUUUGGGACACCAAUAUGGCCGCCGUGACGUCAUGUGAAAACACUCUAUAAGACACAGUUUAAUUGCUUAAGUGGCAACCAGACUGUAUUACCUACAGGUACUGUAGAUAGUGAAUAGUGUAUACCACGUGUCAUUCAUCUUGAAUUCUUCUCUGUGUUAACCCUCCUGACCGCUUGCAGUUGAGAGAUUUGUCAGGGAUUCUCUCCUCCACAAAAGUUUGCCCACAAGCUAACUAUAAAGAAAAGAAAGGACAGUUUUAUUCCCAGAUUUAACAGCUAGAAUCACCUUGUGGAGGAAAGAAAACAUACCUGUGAUAUAGUAGGGAUAAGUAGGCGCACUUUGUGUGUAGACCCAAACGCUUUCUCCCAAAUUAGAAGUAUCAGUAAGAUCAGCGAACUGUGUAGGACCACUUAGACAAACAGCACGUAUAGAAGCCGGAUCUUGGUGAAGAUCAGUAUCAGCAAUGAGGAAGAAAACUUUAAUCAAAAGGCAAGGCUGAUCGGACAGCUAUGGAUUGGUUAUAGAUCACUUAUUGGAAGAGAAAUUUAUGACUGUUUACUUUUUUGCAGCCUCUCACGUAAUCUUAAGAACAGUGAAGGCAAUCCCAGAGUAUGGAAAACGCAAAGGGAAACAUUCCACCGAGGGAGGGGAUGGUGAGAAGGUCAAGCUCUCUUCUCAAUCUACCUCUGACGAGAAUGAAAAUAAGGUACUUACAAUCAUUUUCUGAAUCAGAAAAAGAAAACUGCUCAUUAAAGAAGUUUUUUCUUGAAUAACUUAGGUGCAAGAAUUAGUGAAAGAGAAAAGUUUCACUUCUUUGAAUCGAAAGGAAAAUUCCUUUCAUCGUGAGCGAUCCGCCACUGGAGGAACCUUAGCUCCGUGAGUACAUUAAAUUACUUGUAUCGACAUGAAAAUCAUCAUCGCUCUCACCACCACCACGACCGUCAUCAUCAUCAUCAUCAUUAUCACCGCCUUCACGGCUUCAUCGUCAUCAUCAUUAUCAUCAUCACCGCCGUCACCACUGUCAUCGUCAUGACUGUCACCCUCGUCAUCAUGCACGCUACCACCACCAUCACCACCCUCAUCAAUAUAAUCACCACUAUCACACAUACCAUCAUCCCAUCACCACCACCCUCAUGAUCAUCAUCAUCAUCAUCAUCACCACCACCACCACCAUCAGCAGCACCACCAUUAUCUUUGCCAUCUACAUCACCUUCAUCAUCAUCAUUACCCAGGAACACAUCUCAAGGGAUAUAGGGAUAUGUGUUUUCUGGGCAGGGAAACAUAUAUCACUAGGGAUAUGUGUUGGGGGCAACGCUUAUUACGGGGAAACACCUUAUCAGCUAUCCAGGAAAACGGGUAGGGGAAACACAGUUCACUAGGGAUGUGUUCGGGGGAAAACAUAUCACGGGAAAACACAUAUCACUGUGACGUCACAGUGGUAUGUGUUUCCCCGUGAUAAGUUUCGCCCCAAACACAUAUUCCUAGCAGGCUGGGGGGUGGUAUUGGUGAUAACGAACAUGAUGAUGACUUGCUGAUGCUGUUGUUACGGUAGCGAGGUAAUGGUGAUGAUGAUGAUGAGGCUUGAGACGGCACUGGUGAUAGGGGAAACGCAUAUUCCUAGUUAUAUGUGUUCCCGGGCAUAAAACCCUUAACGCUUAAAAAAUUGGCCAAAGCAAAUGGAAUCCUGACGGAACUACAGACGAUAAACUUUUGGAAAUAAUGGGAGAGGUCAGGGGCCUCUGAAAAGCAGCCAAAAUUAAUAUCUACACAGUCAGUGUUUAAAAUUAUCCACAGUAUAGAGUACCCGCCAGCAAUAAAAGCUAGAAAACCUCUUAGGCAUGUUCUAGAGCAAAAGGCUAGAUCACGUUUCUAGAGCUUAUGAUUGAGUUUGGCCUGUCAACACUGUAUUUCCUGUUUGAUGUAGAACAAUAGCAUUGUCAUUACUUCUUUGUGAUUGGCCCUUUUGAAUGUCGACGUAAGAAGUCUCCUCUGGGAACCGUUCUAUUUUUAAAUCUAUUUAAGAAAGGGUUGACUCCAAGGGCUUGUAUUGGUGAUAAGGGCUCCUAGUCAUAGACCCGCACAAUCAUCAUUAUUCCAGCAAAUCACCGUCAAUUUGAGCGUGGAAAGGCAAUUUAUUGGCAUUCUUUAAUUACGAUGAUUAGUAGCUAUUUUUCUAAUAAUGGUAAAUCUUCUAUUCCUUUGUAGAGGUACUCCACCAGCUGUUAGAGGACGGGUAUGUACAAAGAUUGUGAAAUUAUGACGGAAUAUAUGAUAAACUGAUUAAUUGGUUGUUUCAAUGAUUGAAUUCAACGUUUUUCCUAGAUGAAAGUUAAAAAAUCCGGAGACUGGAGACGAGAGAUCCUUGGUGAUAUGACUGUCAUGAAUGCAGAAGAGGUAUUCUCUUGCUAUUGGUCAAACAGCAUCUCACUGAGCGGCCCACACGAUUGGCUGUGAAAACAAUAGGAUAAUCAAAAUAACAAUUACCCUAACCCUCAACACAAAAGGCAAUAUUGUUUUAGACGACUAAUUAAAUUAGAAGUUCUUGUGAGGUACUGGACUACUCGAGUCUUGCUAUUGAUCAGUUACGUAUGACGUCAAUAAAAGACAAAUAUUUCCCGCCUCUUUUUCUUGUAGUUGCGUGAGCUGAAUAACAUCAUGAGGGCUGAGCUUAGAACACCAACUGGGCUUCGUUCCAAGAGACUGGUAUGGCUGACCUACAUAGUGUUUGUAAUUUUAGUUGAAUUCUGACUUUAUUUUUCAUAAUUGUAACCUCCAUGAGAGCAGCUCUUAGAUAAGGCAACCGAUAUUUUGAGUAUCUUAGGCGUUGGUUAAAGGCUUUCUUUCGGAUUGUUGCUAUAAUUUCCUUUUUCUUGCUAAAAAUAGUUUUUAAAUAAAAAGGAGAUGUUAAAGCUUGUACAAACGAUAAAACUUAAGUCUUUUUUCUGCAAAAAGACUAAAUUUUGAGUGGAAGAUUGUCUUAGUGACACCAUACAGCCCAAUAUCGGAAUAGGUCGAUCAAUGAAAGUGUAAUGUUUUCUUUGCAGUUAACUGCAAUCAAACCUGAGACUAAUCAGUCACUUAUAAACUGAGCUUUAGACUAAAACUCCAACACUGUUGUGGAUUACAAACUUUAAAUUUUAUUUUAUUUUUUGUUUUCUUAGGGUCCACUUAGACUGGCGAGUGAUGAUGACUCUCUCAGGUAAAUGCUCGGGGAUUUCUUUCAGUAUUGUAAAGUUUUGUGAUGAACGUUACGGUCAACUUUUCAUUUCAUUUUUAUUAGAGAAUGCCCCAUAAAUGAAGACCGCGAACUUGUGGACAUCAACCAAGGUACAGGAGAUUUAGUUUGAGUGAUCUUUGUUUGCAAGUUAUCUAUUGGGAGUGAGCAGUUUAUGAGGGCGUUUCCUACUCAGGGUAACUCAGGGUUGUCAAAAAGAUUUUAGGUAGCAGGAGAAUAACAGAAAGUAGCCGGUAUGUGUUUCCCGGUGGGGCCGGUAGGGGAAGACAUAUCACUAUCGAUAUAAACAGUUCAAUCCAGGUUAGUAGCAGCUGUCAAACAUGAUAGCAUCGAUACUGAGUCUGAAUUACUAAGUGAAACUUUGAUGGAAGCAUGCAAAGAAGCCGGAUGGAAAGCGAGAGGCAGUGAAAUUAAAUGCAAAUCACAAAUAAAAGGGUUCGAUCAGGAAUGCGAAACAGAAAAAGAAAACUUGCAAUCCCUUGGGGAGAAAAUUUCUCAUAACAUUAAUAAUUCAGAACUGAGAAAACUACUGCGAGACAAAAAGAAGAGGUUCAAACAAACUUGUAGACGGAAGAAACGGGAGUCUAUCAGCAAAGGCAUGUCUAAUAUCGAUAUGCAGAACUCCAAAGAGACCUGGCGACAAAUACAUGUAGGAAAAAUCUUUAACUUAGGAAAAAAAAACACAUGGAGCUGAAGCAGUGAGAACGGAAAAGUUUUAUAAAUACUUUUAGCAACGGAAUGCGACCCCUCUCAAUAAUAUACUAGAUCUGGAGACGAAUACGGAAACCCAACGAAAGAGUGGAAGGCCCAAUUAAUUAUCCAAUAACUGAUGAAGAGUUCCAAGCUGCAAUUAACAAACUGAAGGCAAACAAAUCUCCAGGUAUCGAUAAUAUAUUAAAGGAAGUAAUAAAAAUCGGAAAGAAAGCCAUUAAAGGGCAUUUAGUAAAUUUAUUUAAUCGAAUCUUAGAUACUGGCAAAUACCCUGCUCUUUGGAGUUUUGGUCUCAUUGUACCUAUUCAUAAGAAGGAUGAUCGAGCCAAAGUCGAAAAUUACCGAGGUAUCACUUCACUCUCUGCGCUAGGCAAGAUGUUUACAUCAAUCCUCAAUAAUCGACUGUACGACUACAUGGUUCAAAAAGGAAUUUUGAAAGCUAAACAACGUGGCUUCAGAAAAAUGCAUGGCACAGUUGAUAGCAUCUUCACAUUAAAAACGCUUAUUGACAAGUACGUAAAAACCAAACCACAGAAGCACCAAAAUUUACUCUUUUCAUGCUUCGUCGACUUUAGAAAAGCCUUUCACUGUAUACCCCGACAGAAACUAGUUGACAAACUAAGAAAAGAAGGUGUCCACGGACGAUUCUUGCACGUUUUAAUAUCCAUUUACUCAAAUGAUAAAUCGGCAGUUAAAACUGAUGACAACUUAACCCAAUCAUUUACUUGUAAAGAAAAGGUUCCAUGUUGUCACCUACUCUUUUAAAUUUCAAUAGAUAGGAAGGCUCAUGUCACUAUGGAUAUGUGUUGUGCAGGUGGGGCAACACAUAUAACAACGAAUAAAAGUAUCACUAGGAAUAUGUGUUUCCCAAGUAGGAGAACACAUAUUACUAGGGAUAUGUGUUUCCCACGUUAGGGAACACGUAUCAUAUCUGUUUCCCAGGUGGGGGAACACAUAUCACUAGGGAUACCUGUUUUCAACGUAGGGAACAAAUAUCACUAGGAAUAUGUGUUUCCCAGGUAGGGGAACACAUAUCACUAGGGAUAUGUGUUUCCCAGAUGGGGGAACACAUAUCACUAGGGAUAUGUGUUUCCCACGUGGGGGAACACAUAUCACUAGGGAUAUCUGUUUCCCAGGUGGGAGAACACAUGUCACUAGGGAUAUGUGUUUCCCAGGUGGGGGAACACAUAUCACUAGGGAUACGUGUUUCCCAGGUGCGGAAACACAUAUCACUAGGGAUAUGUGUUUCCCAGGUGGGAAAACACAUAUCACUAGGGAUAUCUGUUUCCUAGGUGGGGGAACACAUAUCACUAGGGAUAUGUGUUUCCCAGGUGGGGGAAGACAUAUCACUAGGGAUACGUGUUUCCCAGGUGCGGGAACACAUAUCACUAGGGAUAUGUCUUUCCCAAAUAGAGGAACACAUAUCACUAGGGAUACGUGUUCCCCAGGUGGGGGAACAGAUAUCACUAGGGAUAUGUGUUUCCCAGGCGGGGGAACACAUAUCACUAGGGAUAUGUGUUUCCCAGGUGGGGGAACACAUAUCACUAAGGAUACGUGUUUCCCAGGUGGGGGAACACAUAUUACUAGGGAUAUGUGUUUCCCAGGCGGGGGAACACAUAUCACUAGGGAUAUGUGUUUCCCAGGUGGGGGAAGACAUAUCACUAGGGAUACGUGUUUCCCAGGUGGGGGAACACAUAUCACUAGGAAUAUGUGUUUCCCAGGUGGGGGAACACAUAUCAUUAGGGAUACGUGUUACCAAGGUGCGAAAACACAUAUCACUAGGGAUAUGUGUUUCCCAGGUAGGGGAACACAUAUCACUAGGGAUACGUGUUUCCCAGGUGGGGGAACACAUAUCACUAGGGAUAUGUGUUUCCCAGGUGGGGGAACACAUAUCACUAGGGAUACGUGUUUCCAAGGUGGGGGACUACAUAUCACUAGGGAUACGUGUUUCCCAGGUUGGGGAACACAUAUCACUAGGGAUAUCUGUUUCCUAGGUGAGGAAACACAUAUCACUAGGGAUAUGUGUUUCCCAGGUGGGGGAACACAUAUCACUAGGGAUAUGUGUUACUCAGGUGGGGGAACACAUAUCACUAGGGAUACGUGUUUCCCAGGUGGGGGAACACAUAUCACUAAGGAUACGUGUUUCCCAGGUGGGGGAAGACAUAUCACUAGGGAUACGUGUUUCCCAGGUGGGGGAACACAUAUCACUAGGGAUACGUGUGGGGGACCACAUAUCACUAGGGAUACGUGUUUCCCAGGUUGGGGAACACAUAUCACUAGGGAUAUCUGUUUCCUAGGUGAGGGAACACAUAUCACUAGGGAUAUGUGUUUCCCAGGUGGGGGAACACAUAUCACUAGGGAUAUGUGUUACUCAGGUGGGGGAACACAUAUCACUAGGGAUAUGUGUUACUCAGGUGAGGGAACACAUAUCACUAGGGAUACGUGUUUCCCAGGUGGGGGAACACAUAUCACUAGGGAUACGUGUUCCCCAGGUGGGGGAACAGAUAUCACUAGGGAUAUGUGUUUCCCAGGUUGAGGAACACAUAUCACUAGGGAUACGUGUUUCCAAGGUGGGGGAACACAUAUCACUAGGGAUAUGUGUUUCCCAGGUGGGGGAACACAUAUCACUAGGGAUAUGUGUUUCCCAGGUGGGGGAACACAUAUCACUAGGGAUAUGUGUUUCCCAGGUGGGGGAACACAUAUCACUAGGGAUAUGUGUUUCCCAGGUGGGGGAACACAUAUCACUAGGGAUAUGUGUUUCCCAGGUGGGGGAACACAUAUCACUAGGGAUAUGUGUUUCCCAGGUGGGGGAACACAUAUCACUAGGGAUAUGUGUUUCCCAGGUGGGGGAACACAUAUCACUAGGGAUACGUGUUUCCCAGGUGGGGGAAGACAUAUCACUAGGGAUACGUGUUUCCCAGGUGGGGGAACAGAUAUCACUAGGGAUAUGUGUUUCCCAGGUUGAGGAACACAUAUCACUAGGGAUACGUGUUUCCAAGGUGGGGGAACACAUAUCACUAGGGAUAUGUGUUUCCCAGGUGGGGGAACACAUAUCACUAGGGAUACGUGUUUCCCAGGUGCGGGAACACAUAUCACUAGGGAUAUGUGUUUCCCAGGUGGGAGAACACAUAUCACUAGGGAUACGUGUUUCCCAGGUGGGGGAACACAUAUCAUUAGGGAUAUCUGUUUCCUAGGUGGGGGAACACAUAUCACUAGGGAUAUGUGUUUCCCAUGUGGGGGAACACAUAUCACUAGGGAUAUGUGUUUCCCAAAUAGAGGAACACAUGUCACUAGGGAUAGGUGUUUCUUCAGGCGGGGGAACACGUAUCACUUGGGAUAUGUGUUUCCCAGGUGGCGGAACACAUAUCACUAGGGAUACGUGUUUCCCAGGUGGGGGAACACAUAUCACUAAGGAUACGUGUUUCCCAGGUUGGGGAACACAUAUCACUAGGGAUAUGUUUUUCCCAGGCGGGGGAACACAUCUCACUAGGGAUAUGUGUUUCCCAGGUGGGGGAAGACAUAUCACUAGGGAUACGUGUUUCCCAGGUGGGGGAACACAUAUCACUAGGAAUAUGUGUUUCCCAAAUAGAGGAACACAUGUCACUAGGGAUAGGUGUUUCCGCGGUGGGGGAGCACAUAUCACUAAUGAUACGUGUUUCCCAGGUGGGGGAACACAUUGUUGUUAUUUUACUACUUUUUUAAUUGUCCAUUUUCUUCGCUUUUUUCCAAUAAUUUACAGGCCUCAAAAACCUUAAAGUAGGCGGUGAUAGUGCCGUUGCGGGCGCAUUUUGACAACCCUGUUCCUACUUGUGCCUCCAUGAAAGAAGCUGUUUAAUAAUCUUUAUUAAUCCAUAUUCUUCCUAGCUAGAUUAGUGUUUUAGCUCUCUUAUUGGUGGCCUUUACCUUUCAUAAGUAGUAUUGUCUUUUUUUAAUGUCUUUUAUUCUGUGCGUGGUGUAAAUAAAAUUGUGGUCUUCUCUUAUCUUGUCUAUUCGCUAUUGUAGAAAUUAGGAGGAAACUUUUAAUUUCUAUCGAACGUUCGCAAAGGCUUCUGGGACUGGUACUCGGGAAGGAAGAAAAAGUAACAAAUGGCUGACCUUUGCGUCCCCCCGAAGGCCUUGCGAACGGUAACUCGACCGAGGUUGCUUGAUUCUAAAGUGGUGAAUAGAGACGCGGCACUGUAGUUUUUUCCACUGGAAGUCAUUUUACGUUGACCUCUGUUUUGUAUGACAGAAUAAAGAUUCUAUUUUGUACUUUCAUCUCUGUAGUUAGACCAAACAGCGGUGUAUCACUGGAACCUAGGCCCUUCUCGGGUCGCUUGAUGGGCCGGUCUGGGAGUCCACGGUUCGGACAGAAUGCUGUUUCUCCUUCAGGCAGAUUUCGUUCUGAAAGUGGAAGCAGCGGUGAAAGAUCGCCACGAGUACCUUCGGUUGAGGUAUGUAACCUCACUUCUCGCAAUUCAGUCCUUGACAUAUUCCCUUGGGCUGAUUUUAUCCCUUUUUCCAGGAAAAAUAAAACUGCGGAAAGAGUGAGGUUGGAUGAGAUGAAUUGGAUGGUUACAAUUAAAAAGUGUUUGAUGUAUUGAAUAAUAUGAUGACUGUUAGCGGUAUGUAAGUUAAGGUGAACAAGAGGUCACUGAAAAUUAAAUUUAAAGGCACAUAGAGUGGGUCACUAAAUGUUGGUUUUCUUAUGUAUAACUCAGAUUGUUUUAUCGACCAACCGUGUAUUCUUUAUUCAAAUUUAUUCUGAUAUGUGUAUCUUGUUAAGUUUUUCAGCCCUGGCACCCCUUCUCCACCCUCCACAAACACAGACAAGCCAGACCCCUUGAACAUCAGCGCAAGCAAAAGAAUUUCACCAAAACAGGAGAAAAAACAAAAACAGAAAACAAACAAUGGUGAGAUGCCAGAAUGGAUGAUCAACUUUGUGACAACAAACAAUUUAGUGGUCGGUAAAGACGUAAAACUGGACGAAUCCAAGGCAAACAGGAAACGAAGGUCAUCUACCAGCACUUCCGGUACAGUGACCACAACUAAGACUGGAACCAAAACAGGGACUGGAACCGGAAGUAAGGCCGGUUCCUCAUCUCCACGGGUUGCUUCAAAAUCCCGCUCGUCACCCGCUGUGGCUAGGAAAGCCGAUAACAGUCCCGCGGGCUCGCGCAGCCCUUCUAUUGGGAGACCCGUUACGCCUGCGAAAGGGACGAGUAGGAGAUCCGUCGCACAAUAGA
Messenger RNA from Porites evermanni, 25706 nucleotides. The record is from the annotation of a GenBank genome assembly. NCBI's taxonomy places the organism in Eukaryota, Metazoa, Cnidaria, Anthozoa, Scleractinia, Poritidae.